Rhinocladiella mackenziei CBS 650.93 is the source of this 2853-nucleotide messenger RNA. RefSeq lists its product as uncharacterized. Bases 1 to 2853 code for a protein of 950 amino acids. Gene Ontology annotation, biological process: mitotic spindle organization; microtubule-based movement. Lineage: Eukaryota; Fungi; Ascomycota; Eurotiomycetes; Chaetothyriales; Herpotrichiellaceae. Gene Ontology annotation, molecular function: microtubule binding; microtubule motor activity; ATP binding. The transcript has 4 exons. The record is from RefSeq and is a predicted model, not a curated record.
AUGAGUUCUAACUCCGCCGCGGCGAGCAGCGGAGGAGGCAACAACAUCAAAGUUGUGGCCCGUUUUCGCCCUCAGAACAAAGUCGAAAUUGCCAAUGGAGGCCAACCUAUGGUCCAAUUCGCGGGGGAUGACACCUGCCUGGUUCAGUCCUCCGAAACCAAUGCGCCUUUCACCUUCGACCGAGUCUUUGGUAUGUCCUCUCAGCAAGCCGAUAUAUUCGAUUUCUCUAUUCGAUCCACCGUCGAAGAUGUUAUGAAUGGUUACAAUGGUACCGUUUUCGCGUACGGUCAAACCGGUGCCGGAAAAUCAUACACCAUGAUGGGUGAUAUGGAUGAUCCCGACAAGAAAGGUAUAAUACCGCGAAUCACCGAACAAAUUUUCGACUCCAUUCUCGUUCACGGUUCGGCCCAGAUCGAAUACACGGUAGGCAUCUCCUACUUGGAAAUCUACAUGGAAAGGAUACGUGAUUUGUUGAAUCCCGUCAUGGACAAUUUACCCAUCAAUGAAGGGCCCAAGGGUCCCUAUGUCAAAGGACUUCGAGAAAUCUAUGUCAACACGGUCGACGAGGUGUACACGGCCAUGCACUUGGGCCAACGAUCAAGAGUCACGGCCUCCACCAACAUGAACUUGGAAUCCUCCCGAUCACAUUCCAUCUUCUUGGUCACCAUAAAUCAGAAAGACGUCAAUACCGGUUCGCAAAAGAGUGGGAUGCUGUACCUGGUGGAUCUGGCCGGUUCCGAAAAGGUCGGCAAGACCGGUGCGAGUGGUCAAACUCUGGAAGAGGCCAAAAAGAUCAAUAAGAGUUUGAGUGCUCUCGGAAUGGUCAUCAACGCCCUUACAGAUGGAAAAUCCACCCACGUUCCCUACCGGGAUUCUAAAUUGACUCGAAUUCUGCAAGAAAGCUUGGGUGGUAACUCGAGGACGACGUUGAUCAUCAAUUGUUCUCCCAGCAGCUACAACGAUGCAGAAACGGUCAGCACUUUACGAUUUGGCAUGCGAGCGAAGACCAUCAAGAACAAGGCCAAGAUCAAUGCCGAAUUAAGUCCGGCCGAACUGAAACGUCAACUCAAGAUCGCUCAAAACCAAGCCAUGACCUUCGAGAAAUAUAUCGCGUCUGUAGAUUCCGAGUUGCAAUUAUGGAGAAAAGGGGAAAUCGUACCCAAAGACAAAUGGGUUGCUCCCUUGGGAGGUGCCGGCGGCAAGUCAGAAUCCAAGACGAGACCAGAGACUCCUUCUCGAGCACCCUCGGAUCUCCUCCGAUCAGAAACACCCAGUCGACCUGAUUCGCGAGCGGGCGAAAGGUCGAGCACCCCCAGCAUUAUUCUUGAGAAAGAUGAGCGAGAAGAAUUCCUCCGACGAGAAAAUGAAUUACAAGACCAGCUUUCCGAAAAAGAGACGCAAGCGGUCAAUGCUGAACGAAGCCUUCAAGAAGCACGAGAAGAAUUGAAAACGUAUAAAGAGAGUGCCAUGCGGGCAACCAAAGAAAACGAAACCAUCUCCGACCGACUCAACAAGACGCAAUUGGAAUUGCAGAAAUUGUCCUACCAAAGUAAAGAGGAUGCCAUUACGAUGGAGGGUCUGAAAGAUGCCAACUCCGAACUCGAGGCGGAGUUGAUUUCACUCAAGCAACAACUCCUCGAGCACAAGAUGAGCGCCAAAGAGACGACCGCGGCUCUAGAUGAAAAGGACCGCAAGAAGAAAGAGAAGAUGGCCAAAAUGAUGGCCGGCUUCGAUCUUGGAGAUAAUGCCUUUUCCGACAACGAAAAUCGUAUGCGAGAUAUGCUGGAUCAAGUGGAUUCCUUACAUGCCGCGAGCAUGAAUGGCGAAAGCGUGCCCACUCCUGUUUUGGAGGAUCUCCGAGCCAAAUUACUGGAAUCACAAAAUCUGGUCCGACAAGCCGAGAAAUCCUUGACUGAUCGAGCCGAGAAUGAUGCCGAAGAGCGCACUAUCGCGCUAGAAGAGAAAUUGGCCGCCGUUCAACAAGAUUAUGAAGAAUUGCUGACCCGCAACCUGAGCUCCGAGGAUGUGGAUGAGGUCAAGGCCAAACUCGAGCAACUAUACUCAGAUCGCAAGGAAACGCAAUACGAGCUCGUCCAAGAUCUGAGAGAUCAACUGACUCACAAGUCGCACGAAAUCGACCGGCUGCAAAAAUCUAUUACCGACCUGCAAUCCCGCAGUGUGGCCAAUGGACCAGCCCCCGUGUCCAACGGAGUCACCAACAAGACUCUUCAACAACAGAUUGCAGACUUUGAUGUGAUGAAGAAGAAUCUCAUGCGCGACCUGCAAAACCGAUGCGAACGGGUGGUGGAGCUGGAAAUUUCACUCGACGAGACUCGAGAACAGUACAACAACGUGCUUCGAUCAAGCAACAAUCGUCAACAACAAAAGAAGAUGGCAUUCUUGGAGCGCAAUCUUGAACAACUGACCGUGGUGCAAAGACAGCUCGUCGAUCAGAACACGAGCCUGAAGAAGGAAGUCGCUAUAGCGGAGCGGAAAUUGAUUGCCCGAAACGAACGCAUUCUGAGUCUGGAAAGUUUGUUGAGUGAUAGUCAAGACAAGUUGACCGCGGCCAAUCAUCGAUUCGAAGCACAGCUCGCUGCUGUGAAAGAACGUCUAGAAGCAGCGAAAGUUUCGUCGAGAAAUGUGGCAGCCGCUGGUGCUGGUGGAGCAGGCGGGUUCAAUAGCCUCAUGAAUGCUGGCGCCCGAAUAGCAAAACCUCUUCGUGGAGGAGGUGGUGCCCCAACGGGUCUUGAUGGCGCCAAUGGUGCACCCUCCUUACCUAUUAUUUCGAAUCUGAGUGCAUCAGAAGGUGGUAACAAGCGGAGCAGUUGGUUUUUCAACACAAAUCGAUGA